This is a messenger RNA of Malus domestica (apple), 2293 nucleotides long. NCBI's taxonomy places the organism in Eukaryota, Viridiplantae, Streptophyta, Magnoliopsida, Rosales, Rosaceae. The record is from RefSeq and is a predicted model, not a curated record.
AGCUCUCGCGGCUGUGCCGUUUGGACGACGAUUUUCUCCGUCCGUACACCGAAUCCGGCGUCGUUUUGGUAGCCCAAGAGAGCGAAGUUCUGGUCACUCUCCCUCAGGUUCUUCGACAAGUCAAGCUCUGGACUCUGAAAAUGUAGUGGCGAUAGGAUUGGAUUGUAAGAGUGAUUGUAUGUGUCCGACUAAAAUCGUAACUCACUUGAUGGUUUUGCUGACAGUGGAGGGUCAAUAUGUCAAGCAUCUGGCAUGCAAUGUUGUUGUUGCUGUGUCGGAAUUCCUUGUUACAACUUCUCUGACUAGGACAAAUGUAAUUAUAGAUGGGAUUUUACUGGGUUUUGUGUUUCAUUUGUUAGUUCUAUGUGUUUUUUAGGGGGAGCAACUGGGAAGGCUUUAUCCGUUUGUUGUGUGUUUGUAUGAAUUUGGCUAUCACUGUGGCAGUGUCUUGUUCUUCAUCAUGUUCUGUGGAUGGAGCUGAUGAUCUUCAUUCUGGUUCGUCGAGGUUGAUUCUUGUGUUAAAGCCUAAGCUGGAAAAUGCUGACUGGUCUAUCACGGCUGGUGUAGUUUGGGUUUUAUGUGAUAUAAGGAAAUAUUUGAAGUCAGAAGACGAUGAUGAACUUGUUGAGGUAUUCUUUGAUUCUAUCAAUUCCGUUCUUUCAACUGUGCCUUGGAAUUUACUAGAUGAGAUUCAUGUUGGUGCAAAGCCUGAUGCUCAGAAAGGGUCCAGAGCAGAUGCUUUGUUUCAAAGAUCCUUGUUUCUAGGAAAUUUGAUUCAGUUUCUCCGUUCCAUGGUUGAGCAAAGUGGUUCUGCGAAAGCUUCAGGUGGAUCUACAGACAAACAUCACCCAGUUUUUUCUACAUUCAUCACCCUUGUUCCGCAGCUUUUAUGUUGGUGCCUUGGUGAGCAAGCACAUUGCAGUAAUUUCAACAAGUGCAUCUCUCAAUACUUUAGACACAAGUUAUUGAUGCUUAUGAUCAGGCUCAUUUUCCAAACCUACCCUCAGCAGUCGGUUCUUGUUUCAUGGUUGCAACUUGUCCAUGAUUACUUUGGAGAGCUUCUGAGGCAACCCAUUACUCCUCUAGAAUAUCAGGAUGAUUGCCUAGAAGGGUCUCCAUUUCUAUCCAAUGUUUCUGAUGCAGAAGUAAACAGUCUGUCUUCCCGCCAUCUGCAAAGACAGGCUAUUUUCCUCUUUCUGAGGUGUUCUUUUGGUUUGAUUAGCUCAAAAGAAGGAACUAACAACAAAUGUGCUUGUGUUAUUUGGAACUUACGCUUGAUGUGUGACUCAAAAACAGAGCUGGAUUGUUGUGGAAGAAAGAAAGGUCUAUUGGAGCUUUAUAUUUCUGCUUCAAGGGCAUCUUCCAACUGAUAUGUUAGUGGACCAUGAAAUGUAUUUUGAAAAAUGUGUGACUUUGCUAAAUCAUUCCUCCAACUAUACAUUAAAGAGGAUGAUGUAUUAUUCAAAGUUCUCCUGCAAUUGCUCUCUGUCCUUUUUGUGCCGAAGAAUGGUUGGAAAAGGAAAAGGGAGCAUUUCAGGAUUCAGAGGGCAAUACGUUUUUUCAUGUCUUAUAUUUUCAAUCCUGUGCUCUUAUUCCAUCUAUUUCUGUUAGAGGCAAGAUGCUCAUUAUUUGAUAUUUAUAUAGCCACCCAUUUCUACCUUGGCAUGUUUCUAUUUUUUAAUUUCAGGUCAGUGGUCUUGGUGGGGAGGGGGGAAAGGAAUCCUUGACGAUAUGACAGUUUGCGUCUUUUCAAUUUUGCAGUUGAGGUGCUUGCGUAAAGUGUUCAAUUCAUGAAGCUUAUUUGUGGAGUUUUCAGUGGGUCGACAUGCUACAAAUCGAUCAUCUAAGAGAAGAAAAGUUGCAUCGGAUGUCUGGAGUUGCAAGAGCACUCAAAGUGGAGGAAAGUAUUUUAAAGAAGCCAAAGGGUGCCUACUUUCAUUGAAAAAUUCGAUUGAAAAUCUACACCGAAAGGAUCUCUUUCCUUACAAUCCUAAUGUUCUUCUGAACCGCUUAACGCGAUUUCAGGAACUCUGUUUUGAGGAAAAGAAGUAAACUUCUAACUUCUAAAGGACUGAGUGGUUCGAGCUCUUCACGAUUCUUUCCAGCAUAUAUAAAGAUGUUUUUCGAAGAAGUGAAUGAGUAGAAGAAAAAACCUUGUAAUUGAGGUAAUUUAGAUUUGUUGUACAUAGAUGCUCAUUUCUCAAAAUUUCCCCUAACAGGGAGAGAAGCAAAGAAGUUUAAUUUGUAGAAACAAUUAUACACGAAAUCCGAGUGACUUGUGCGCUCUGUGUUA